CCACAAAACCUCCUCGAAUACAACAAUUCCCAAUCCCUAAUUCCCGUCUCGUUUCUCAUCGCUGAAGCUCCGAGCCUCCGACCAUGGCUGGCAUGAACGACGGCCACAUGCCCGGCAUGAACGGGACGACGACGUCGCCGCCGCCCCACCGCCACAAAAUGAUGAAGCAUAUGACCUUCUUCUGGGGCACGCACUCCGAGAUCCUCUUCUCCGGCUGGCCGGGCACCCGGACCGGCAUGUAUGCCCUCGCCCUCAUCUUCGUCUUCGCCCUCUGCGUCCUCGUCGAGUGGCUCUCCCACUACCGCCUCCCCGCCAAGCCCGGUGUCGCCGCCGGCAUCCUCCGGUCGCUGCUGCACGCGCUGCGCAUGGGGCUCGCGUACCUGGUGAUGCUGGCGCUCAUGUCCUUCAACGGCGGCGUGUUCCUCGCGGCUGUGGCCGGGCACGCGGUGGGGUUCCUGGCGUUCGGGAAGCCGGAGGAGGCGCACGCGGGGAAGGCCAUGGCGUAUCUACCUUUGAUCAGCUGCUGAUUCGUGACGGGAGUGAGGUUU
Molecule: messenger RNA, 548 nt
Organism: Rhodamnia argentea
Lineage: Eukaryota; Viridiplantae; Streptophyta; Magnoliopsida; Myrtales; Myrtaceae
Product: copper transporter 1-like
Exons: 1
Coding region: 84-527 (147 amino acids)
Biological process (GO): copper ion transmembrane transport; intracellular copper ion homeostasis
Cellular component (GO): plasma membrane
Molecular function (GO): copper ion transmembrane transporter activity
Source: RefSeq, a predicted model, not a curated record